AAUAAAAGCACACUCAUACUGAGUGUGUUUUUGGUCAACACACUGUUGACUAAAAAACAGUCACGUUUGAACUAAUAGAAAGGUAGCAUAAUAAUGUCGUAUGUGUCCUAGGCUUUAGGCGAUAUUCCUUGGCCAGGGACUGGAGUUGCAAUUGCAACCGCCCUGUCUGUUUUUCAGACAGGGAUGAGUCGGACAACACAUUGUAGUCGCUGAUUGGCCAGACAUACUGCCAUUCCAAGCUUCAGUCCGUACGAUUCCGCAUCAGCCCUACGCCAUCAUCAUCUGUACGCACGGCGACUGGGGCUUAUGAGUAGUAGGGUCGGGCAUGCCACUGUUAUUUUCUCAAUGUAAAAAUCGCUACCUCAGAGAAGAAAAAUCCAUCGAUGCCUUUCCUACCAACCUCAUUUUGGGAAACCCGAUGGAUUAGCCCACCGUGUCACUGUGGCCACCAUGCACUGUAAGUGAGACAAUGUGGAAGGAGUAAAGGCCCGGAAUCCUUGACACUACAGCGUACAGUCGACAGUGGAGAAUGGGCUGUGUCCAAUGCAAGGAUAAAGAAGCAGCUAAACUCACUGAUGAACCGCGGGAGCCUACAAGCCUGCCACAGAACGUGGGCUAUCUCUACGGGGCGGACCCCACUCCGCAGCACUACCCAAGCUUUGGGGUCACCGCCAUCCCAAACUACAACAACUUCCAUGGCGGCGCCACGCAAGGGGUGACUGUGUUCGGGGGAGUUCACACAUCCUCCCAGUCUGGCACACUCCGGUCCAGGGGAGGCACGGGGGUGACUCUGUUCGUGGCUCUGUACGACUAUGAGGCCCGCACGGAGGAUGACCUCAGCUUCAGGAAAGGGGAGAAGUUCCAGAUCCUCAACAGCAUUGAGGGGGACUGGUGGGAAGCUCGCUCUCUCACUACAGGAGGAACUGGUUACAUUCCCAGUAAUUAUGUGGCUCCAGUGGACUCUAUCCAAGCGGAGGACUGGUACUUUGGUAAACUGGGUCGAAAGGACGCAGAGAGGCAGCUCCUCUCCAAUGGAAACCCCAGAGGCACCUUCCUCAUCCGAGAGAGCGAAACCACCAAAGGGGCCUUCUCCUUGUCCAUCCAGGACUGGGAUGACAUCAAGGGAGACCACGUGAAGCACUACAAGAUCCGCAAGCUGGACAGUGGAGGCUACUACAUCACCACCCGUGCCCAGUUUGAGACCCUGCAGCAGCUAGUGCAGCACUACUCUGCCAGAGCAGCAGGGCUGUGCUGCCGGCUGAUCGUGCCGUGUCACAAAGGCAUGCCUCGGCUGGCUGACCUGUCCGUCAAAACCAAAGACAAGUGGGAGAUCCCGAGGGAGUCGCUGCAGCUUAUCAAGCGCCUCGGCAACGGCCAGUUCGGCGAGGUCUGGAUGGGCACGUGGAACGGGACCACCAAGGUGGCGGUGAAGACCCUGAAGCCGGGGACCAUGUCCCCCGAGUCCUUCCUGGAGGAGGCCCAGAUCAUGAAGAAGCUCCGCCACGACAAGCUGGUGCAGCUGUACGCUGUUGUGUCUGAGGAGCCCAUCUACAUCAUCACCGAAUACAUGAGCAAAGGGAGUUUGCUCGACUUCCUUAAAGACGGUGAGGGGCGGAGCCUGAAGCUGCCCAACCUAGUGGACAUGGCUGCACAGGUGGCGGCGGGCAUGGCGUACAUCGAGCGGAUGAACUACAUCCACCGGGACCUGCGCUCGGCCAACAUCCUGGUGGGGGACAGCCUGGUGUGCAAGAUCGCCGACUUCGGCCUGGCGAGGCUCAUAGAGGACAACGAGUACACGGCCAGACAAGGGGCCAAGUUUCCCAUCAAGUGGACGGCGCCGGAGGCCGCUCUCUACGGGAAGUUCACCAUCAAGUCGGACGUGUGGUCCUUUGGCAUCCUGCUCACCGAGCUGGUCACCAAGGGUCGAGUCCCGUACCCAGGCAUGAACAACCGGGAGGUGUUGGAGCAGGUGGAGCGCGGCUACAGGAUGCCCUGCCCCCAGGACUGCCCCAUCUCCCUGCACGAGCUCAUGGUCCAGUGCUGGAAGAAGGACCCCGAGGAGCGACCCACGUUCGAGUACCUGCAGGCCUUUUUGGAGGACUACUUCACUGCCACCGAGCCUCAGUAUCAGCCAGGGGAUAACCUCUGAGCGGCCAUCCCGCCGUCAUCCCCUGUGUGUGUGUGUGUGUGUGUGUGUGUGUGUGUGUGUGUGUGUGUGUGUGUGUGUGUGUGUGCGUGUGCGUGUGCGUGUGCAUGUAUGCGUGUGUGUUAUCCUCAUCCUGAGCACCAGGGGGAGACAAACAAUCAAUCACCACAACUCUGGCGCAAACGAUUGAGAAAUUCGAUAGACUUGACAUUCUUCACAUACACAAGGAAGGACUGGGGGGAAGGGGGGAGUGACGGCAGCAACAGCAACACCAGGAGAGAAAGACUGACUCAAUAUCCACCCUGUCACCCUUUCGGUCUGCUUCUGGAAAGUUCCAGCGUUUAAGACGAUACUGUGCACCGAGCCAGCUGUCUAACUACGCGGGCAGUCGUGGCUGAGGAACUCUGAAGGAUUGGUGUGUGGAUGAGACAUAUUGUGAUGUGUACCUUGUAUGUACUGUAAAUAUGAAUGCUUGUUUACUGACCCCCAGUUAUUUUAUUUUGUUUUAUUUGUUUUUAUUAUGUUUUGGAAAGGUGUGGAUUCUUCUUGAUACAAAGGCAAAUCUUAGUUUGGAAUUAUGGGUUGUAUGAAGGACAAAUAAUUGCGUGAGCUCACAGUCAAGAAAUUGUGAAAUAGGCAUAAUUGUAGGGACUUUAAUCGUUUGCCAUUGUGGACAACAAUACUUAAACAAUUUUCUGACGGUCCCCUGCGGACAUUUUUUUUUUACCGGGUUAAUACAAUUGCUAGCCUCUUCUCAAGGCCUGUUUUUGCCUUUUUAUGUUUAGUAAUAUUCUUAUAAUGUAGGGGAAUGCCUUCAUGCUUUCUAUACACUAACUGAACGCCUAUAGCAUCAAGGACACCUCCUUCCACUAGACUUGUACGGCAUCUGUGCAUCCAUCGUAUUUGUGCUUGAGCCAAUCAUUUUUGAGCCAGCUUAAAUUAUCGUUUGGGUCAUUUUUGGCUUCUUGCAAACAUUGUUUGGCUGAAUUGCUUAUUGAAAACGAUCCGUUUAAAAUGUAGGCCAACGUUGCAAUACUGUAUGGCAGCGGGCUGUUUAAGAAUUAUGCUUUGACACAUAGGCCUACACGUCUUUUUAGCUUCUAAGGCCAAACUAAAUCAACUGCCAUUACCAUGACUAAAAUGAAGAAUGAUUCGUACAUAAUAACUGUCCCUCCGCAAUGUGUAUGAGGGGGAAGAACAUGUUGAUUAUGAGACCAAAAGUGUUUAGUUUAAGUUACUUUUUUGUUUUGUUUUUGCCAUCCAUGUAGGCCUACGUCGAUAAGCAUAGGUAGAUUGCAAUUGCAGUGGUAGUAUAUAUAACCCUGCCUGACUGAAUGACGAGGUAUAUUCCAAGAGAGGUCACCGGUUCCUUGUGUGUAGUUUUUUUUUAUAUUUAAUUUGAUUAUGAGUAUGAACGAGUGAGGGUAAAAAUUAAUUAUUUUUUUGUUUCUCCUUCUCCUCCAUUCAGUAGAUAUAGGCCUACAGUACAUCAUCUUGGUCAUUAUUUAUUGUCUGUUUAUUGUACACAACUGGUUUUCAAAUAAACAAUCUUGCCACCACACAUAACUGUUGACCAAUCUAUCCAUUUGAUUUGAAACGUGAGUUCACAUGAAAUGUACAACUUGCCGAGAAUAAUAUGCAAAUUCAUACGAGUGUAUUGCUUGACGCAAAUGUAAGGGUAAAACAAAGAGUAAAGACGAGCAUGUGUCUCAGGUUGUUGCCUUGGGCAACACCUGAGACACAAAGACGUUACUGAAGCGUUAUGGAACUUCAGUUAUAUGCAAAUAAUCAUUCAGACGUCAUACCCUAAUGAGCAGAUCCUUACA
Molecule: messenger RNA, 3972 nt
Organism: Gadus chalcogrammus (walleye pollock)
Lineage: Eukaryota; Metazoa; Chordata; Actinopteri; Gadiformes; Gadidae
Gene: fyna
Product: FYN proto-oncogene, Src family tyrosine kinase a
Exons: 13
Coding region: 530-2149 (539 amino acids)
Biological process (GO): T cell receptor signaling pathway; cell differentiation; cell surface receptor protein tyrosine kinase signaling pathway
Cellular component (GO): extrinsic component of cytoplasmic side of plasma membrane
Molecular function (GO): non-membrane spanning protein tyrosine kinase activity; signaling receptor binding; ATP binding
Source: RefSeq, a predicted model, not a curated record